Molecule: messenger RNA, 4738 nt
Organism: Alosa alosa (allis shad)
Lineage: Eukaryota; Metazoa; Chordata; Actinopteri; Clupeiformes; Clupeidae
Gene: myom3
Product: myomesin 3
Exons: 37
Coding region: 262-4569 (1435 amino acids)
Molecular function (GO): protein binding
Source: RefSeq, a predicted model, not a curated record
UUCCCGUCGAGUUGGGGUGGCACCGCGCCAGCUAUGGGUGCGUCUCUCCACUCCGCUGACAUACUGGAGGCAAUCUGAGACGGUGCAGCGAGGGAAAACAUUAUUUGGCCGGUUAUUAGAGAAGCUAACGCAGGUGUUUGCUGCUGGCUGCAGCUAAAUGAAGCCGUCCUUCAUAAGCGGCCUCAUUCUGUUUACUGGGAAUAUUAGCACUGUGUGUGUGUGUGUGUGUGGGUGAGAGUGGGUGGUUCUCUCUCCCUCCCAAUGUGUGGUGCUGGUCAGGGGAUCGGCAUGGCGGCCAAGGUGGUAAUGUACCGCAGCCAUGAGGAGCAAACGUCCCAGAUGGCUCAGGGCAUGGCGCUCGCCUCGCAGAUCAAACGCAAGAAAUUCACCUCCAGCGAUGAAGAGGCCUCCUACAGUGACUACUAUCCCAUCAUACCUGGUGAUGUGAUGUCCGUCAAGGAGAUCCUGACCACCCCCAAGUUCCCCCGCCACCGCACCUGGGAGGUUCUGAAGGAGACAAUGGACGCAGACGAGCUGCGUGAGAGGGAGAAGUGGACCCUGUUUGGCAACGAGGUCGAGAAGGUGGAGAUUGACGUCAUACGAAACCAGCAGAUGAUCCGAACCCGAAUGGACCGCAUGGCUCUACGCCAGGAGCUGCAUAAGAAGAAGAUGGUCCACAUGAAGUACCUGGAGGACCUGAGCAUGAAGGCCCCGGACUUCCCCAUCCCACUGCGAGCCCAUACCGUGUGGGAGGGUAUGGGGGUGAAGCUCUCCUGCACCGUCCAGGGCUCCCCUGAGCCCAAAGUCACCUGGUAUAAAGAUGGGGUCCCUCUGAUUAAGUCUCACCAGCCCUGGAGAUACACUCUGGUCCAGGCGUUUGGCCUCAACACUCUGGAGAUCAGGAGAUGCUGUGCUGAGGAUGCUGGAGAAUAUAAGGCGGUGGCGAAAAGUUCUCUGGGAGAAGCUACCACCUUCGCUACUCUCCACAUAAACUCCUAUGAGGGACCGCAGGCAGGCCUAGAGAUUUCACGGACCCCACUUCCAGUUGUGGAGCGGGAGGCGCUGUUUGGGUCGACCUUUGCCCCGACCUUCGUGAAGGAAGGGGAGAUUCUCACUCUGCGCUGCAGCUUCAGUGAGCCGCUACUGCCCUUUCAACAAGACGUGGCCUGGUUCAGAGAUGGGGUCCCCCUGAGAACAUCUAGUCGCCUGCAGGUGCACACAGCUCUCCGCUCCUGCUCUCUAACUCUCAACUGUGUCCAGAAGGAGCACGAGGGCCUGUACAAGGUCCGCCUGCGCACCUGGACAGGUUACACUGAACACAGUGCCUACAUCUACGUCAAAGAUGCCUCCUCUGUUGUGCCUGGAGGCCCCGGCUCCCCUCUGCUGCUGGAGGUGUCUGACGUGAACAGGGACUACGUGUUCCUGCGCUGGCAGCCCCCCAGUGCUGACGGAGCCUCGCCCGUCCAGGGCUACUACAUAGAGAGGAUGGAAAUUGGUGUUGGGAAGUGGGUGCACUGUAACAAGGAUGUGCAGAAGGCCUGUUACUAUCCGGUGACAGGCCUGAACGAUGGCACCAUGUACCAGUUCCGCGUGUGUGCUGUCAACCAGGCUGGGGUUGGCCGCCCCUCCAAACCCACCGAGCCUAUGUUCACCUCUGACCCCAACGAACCCAGCAGGACUAUGGUGAUCAAAGUGGAUCGUGGGAGAGAGGUCAUCAUCACCAAGGAUGAGCUGGAAGGUCGGAUCCGAGUCCCGUUCUCCCCGACUGAUGUGCGUGUGUGUGAGCUGAGUGACACGUACGCCGUGUUGUGUUGGAACGAGCCGGAACCACGGGGCAAAGAGCUGCUCACCUUCAAUGUGGAGCGGUCCAUUGAGGGGAAGAACAGUUGGUGUUUGGCCAGCAUGGACACAGUGGUCAGCUCCCCAAGAUUUGUCGCCUUUAACCUCCAGAAGGGCACAUCCUACAACUUCCGUGUGCGUUCGGUCAACAAAUACGGUGUGAGUGAUCCAUCUGAGCCAAGUGAACCAGUCACGCUGGGGAAAGCUCAAGCAACACCUCCUGCUCCUAAGAGCGUCCAGGCCACGAGGGACACCGACUCGUCUGUCCUGCUGCAGUGGACAAAGCCCAAGGACAUAGAGGGCAUUCUAGGAUACUAUCUGUACUUCAGUGAGGCUGGGAAGAGUGAAUGGAGGACCAUCAACAACAAACCCAUCACCGCAAACAGAUUUACUGUCCAUGGCUUGACCAAGGGGAAGCAGUAUGUGUUCCGCGCGAAGUCCGUGGGACGUGCCGGAAACAGCCAAUACUCUGACGAGUCAGAACCGGUCCUGGUCAAAUCGGCCGUAUAUGUCCCAUCCCCUCCGUCGGCCAUUGCCCUGCUCCACUGCUCUGGCUCGGAGAUGCUGCUCAACUGGAGAGCUCCGUUCUGGGACGGCGGCUCUCCUGUCCAGGGCUACUACCUGGACCAGAGAGAGAAGGCCGAGACCACCUGGCGUGAGGUGAACAUCAAGCCCAUCAAAGAGCGACUCUUCAAGGUAACUAAUCUCCAUGAGGGGCAGUACUAUCAGUUCCAUGUGUUUGCUGCAAAUAUUGUCGGCACUGGCAAGCCCUCAAAUCCCAGUGAGUUUUUUCUGUGUGAGGAAUGGACAAUGGCAGAGCCAGGCCCCCCCUAUGACCUGGAGUUCCGUGAGGUCCGCAGGAACUCCCUGGUGCUCAUGUGGGCAGUGCCUGUGUAUAAGGGCCAAUCAGAGAUCAGCGGCUAUAUGAUUGAGCUCAGCGAAGGGCAGGAGUCUGAGGACUGGACACCUGUGAAUGAGGAGCCAGUCACAAGCACUCACUUUAAGGUAUCUGGCCUCAAAGCAGGUCAGACAUAUCGUCUGCGUGUCUCUGGUGUCAAUGAAGCUGGUGUGGGCAUGCCCUCCCUGCCCUCUGAGCCAAUCACAGCUCAAACUAAACCAGGAACUAAGGAGGUGGAGAUUGGAGUGGAUAACGAUGGCUUUAUUUACCUGGCCUUUGAGGCGGAUGAAAUGACCAAGGACAGCAAGUUUGUCUGGAGCAAGAACUAUGACGAGGCUAUUGAUGCCGGAAGAGUCAGGGUGGAGACUACGAAUAAUAAGUCCGUUCUGACCUUCCUUGAGCCGACUGAGGAAGACCUGGGCCUGUACACAGUGGAGCUUAGCGACAACCCUGAAGCCUCCUCCAGCUACACCUUCACUGCUGAGGACCUCGAGCGUCUCACAGAGUUGGGCUGGCACAUCAGAAACCCAUUGAUCCAGCUGAAGUCAGGCUGGAAAGUGGACGUGUCGGAGCAGGGUAAUGUUCGCCUGUGGCUACAGACUGAAGCCCUGUCCAAUGCUGCUGAACUGAGGCUCAUCCUCAACGACAAAGAGAUCUCCAGCACACAGGCCCGCAAGAUCAACUUUGACAAGGCCAAUGGUCUGGUGGAGAUCCUGUUUGACCAGCUGUCCAGGGAGGAUGAGGGCUCGUACACUGCACAGAUGAGAGACGGCCGUGCCAAGAACCAGUUCACCCUGGCGUUUGUGGAUGAGAAGUUCCGACAGACUUUGGCCAAAUCCCAGGCCAACAGACGGGACUGGAAGAGAAAAGCGGGACCUCACUUUGAGCAGUUUUUGUCUUGGGUCGUGACACCAGACUGUGAGAUGAUAAUGACAUGCAAGGUGACCAACAUAAACAAGGACACCACUCUGAAGUGGUUCAAGGAUGGAAUGGAGCUGAAGCAGGCGGUCACUGACAUGAGCAAAUGCAUUAGCACCCUGACCAUUCCUCAGGUGACCAAGGGGGAGGCAGGUGUGUACAAGGUAGUGGUGUCGGACAGCAGAGGGGAGGACGAGAGCGUUCUGGAGCUGCUGAAUGAAGAGUUCGACCGGCUCAUGCAGCACCUGAGUAAAGCCUGUGCCUUGUCUGCUAGUCCAAUGAGGAUCCAGUGCACUGCUGAAGGCUUCAAGCUCUACUGUUCCCUGAAGUAUUACCUGAGCUACCUAAAGACCAGCUGGCACUUCAAGGAGAGGAGGAUUGAUCUGGACGAGAGGACAAAGCCUGGAAGCAGCAUGCUGAAGCUGUGGAUUGAGAUCUUCCAUCCAACUGAGAGCGAUAAGGGGAAGUACACUCUGGAGAUGUUCGAUGGUGUGGACACUCACAAACGGUCACUGGACCUGUCUGGCCAAGCAUUUGAUGAUGCCAUGUUGGAAUACCAGAGACUGAAGCAAGUUGCGGUGGCCGAGCGAAACCGAGCUCGAGUUACCAAGGGCCUGCCUGAUGUGGUGGCUAUCAAGGAGGAAAAGUCUCUGUGCCUCACCUGCUUUGCUGAUGGGGAACCAGCGCCAGAGAUGUUCUGGCUGAAGAACGACAGAGAAGUAGUCACCAGAGACCAGUUCCACGUCGCUAAGGAACACAAGUGCUCCACCCUCACCAUCAACAAAGUCACUAUGGAAGACUCUGGCAACUAUAGCAUCUUUGUACGCAACCAGUAUGGCACUGAAACGGUUAAUGUGACCGUGAGUGUUUAUAAGCACGGGGAAAAGCCUCGCGCUGAUGCAGUGGAGAUGUAGUGUCACUGAGGCCCAUGACUUCCAAGGGAGCCCUGCCUGCUGUUUGACAUCUUCAUAGUAGCUUUCAUGAGAAAUGCCAUUACCAGAUGCACCUGUUGCAUUAAUGCUUGUUUGUGUUACGGUGCAUUGGCUUUUGACAGCAACACCCAAAUAAAAAUAAUAAUAACAA